AUGCCACCUAAAAAGACCAACGCAGUGAACAGUGUUGUCAGUGACCUGAUCAGAGCUGCUGCAGGUGCAAGUGCAAGGAAUGUCUCGGAUGAAGACGUCGACAAAUAUGUUGCUGAUCUCAUUCUCAAGGAAGCAGAGGAGAAGCGCAAAAAGUACAACCAGGUGGGCGUGAAAGCAUAUCAACCAGACACACCACCCAGCAACAAGCCAAAACCAAACACUCGAUUCUUAUUGAAUAUGGUCAAAGCAACAGACAGCCACAAUCAAGCAGUGAUCCGAGCAAAUGAAGAAAAUGUUGCAAGAUUGAGACAAGAGCGAUUGGAAAGGGAGAGAAAGCAGAGGGAGGAAUCCAGACGAAAAGACGAUGAAAGAAGGCGGUCGAGACAUCAUCGCCAUCACCGCGAGGAUCGCCACCAUUCUCACUAUAAAUCCAAAUCUGAAUCAACAGGAGAACCGCCAUCUCCCGAACGCUCUCACAGCAGCCGACACAAAAGACAUAGAUCAAGGUCAAGAUCACCAUUGAAAAAAGAAAGCAAGAGACAUAAACAUGACGAAAAAGAGAAGCCUGUGCAAUUCAAAGGUCGAGGAAAGGUCAAGAUCAAUUUAUCCAUGGACAAGUAUUUUUCAGAGGGGUAUGAUCCUUUAUUAGAUGUGGCAUCUGAUAAAGAGGAUGACUACGUGUUUGCAUUGAAUGAUGACAAGGAGAAAAGAAAGAGUCAAAGCAAGAAAAAGAAGAAGAAGAAGAAGAGUAAAAAAAGCGAUACAGAUAGUGAUUCCUCAGUCGACGUUGGGCCACCACCACCUGCAGUGAGAGCUUGGGACGUAGGAAAGACAUGA
Mucor velutinosus is the source of this 837-nucleotide messenger RNA. Its product is annotated as Vacuolar protein sorting-associated protein 70. NCBI's taxonomy places the organism in Eukaryota, Fungi, Mucoromycota, Mucoromycetes, Mucorales, Mucoraceae. The coding region runs from base 1 to 837 and encodes 278 amino acids. The transcript has 2 exons. The record is from RefSeq and is a predicted model, not a curated record.